AUGCCUGUUAUCACUGAGCCUGAUCCUAUCGCCGUCAUAGGCUUCGACGUUCGACUGCCUCAAGAUGCAUGCUCAGCCCAGGAAUUCUGGACCAUGCUCUACGAAGGACGGAAUGCCAAUACCCACGUUCCCAAGGAAAGGGUGAACAUGGAUGCCUUCUAUCAUCCGAAUCCGAAUCGGACAGAUACAGCAAACGUCCGUUCCGGUAAUUUUAUUACCGGGGAUAUCGCUGCUUUCGAUGCUCCGUUCUUUUCAAUCCAGCAGAUCGAAGCUGAGUCAAUGGAUCCCCAGCAGCGAUUUCUUUUGGAAACGUCUUAUAGAGCUUUAGAGAACGCCGGCGCCCCAUUGGACAAAAUCCAAGGCUCAAAGACGUCAGUCUACGUCGCAGCGUCAACUAGAGACUACGAGGUCAUUCUCUAUCGAGACCCAGAACUGACUCCAAAAUACAUGGGUACUGGUAUCGGUACAUCCUUGCUAGCCAACAGAAUCAGCUGGUUUUUUGACUUUAGAGGUCCUAGUAUCACUCUGGACACGGCGUGUUCAUCCGGUCUGGCAGCUGUUCACAUGGCAUGUCAGAGUUUGAAGGCCGGGGAAUCAAACCUCGCUGUAGUCGGCGGUGUCUCCCUCAUUCUAGCGCCAGAAGUGAACAUGAACCAACUCUCAACACUCGGGUUCCUGUCCCCAGACGGCCGCUCGUACAGCUUCGACUCUCGCGCAAACGGUUAUGCAAAAGGUGAGGGUGUGAGCGUGGUAGUCCUGAAGCGAUUGUCGGAUGCUAUUCGCGACAACGACUCAAUCCGCGGAGUCAUUCGCGGCACAACAGUUAACCAAGAUGGUCGGACACCCGGUAUCACUCAGCCGAGUAAACAUGCGCAGACAGAAAAUAUCCUGCAAGCGUAUAAAGAUGCGAAUUUGGACGUGCAAGAUACAAACUAUUUCGAGGCUCAUGGCACGGGUACCGCGAUUGGUGAUCCACUGGAAGCGGAGGCUAUUCAUAAUGCUUUUCAGAGACCAACCGAGAAACCAUUGUGGAUUGGCACGCUCAAAGCGAAUAUCGGCCAUCUUGAGGCUGCGGCUGGAGUGGCGAGUUUGAUCAAGGCGGUGCUAGUGUUGGAGAAUGGAAUAGUGCCCCCGAAUGCUGAUUAUCGGGUGCCGAAUCCGAAUAUUCCGAUUGGGAAGUACAAUUUCAAGGUAGGGACCUUGCUUAUUAUCCAUCUCCUUUCCAUCUCCUUUGCUUUCGUCUCUGAUGUAGUGUUGUUCCAGUUCUUGACAAGCCCCAUGCCCUUCCCAGCAGAAGGCCUGCGUCGUAUCAGCAUCAACAACUUUGGCUACGGAGGAACAAACGCUCACGCUAUUGUAGACGAUGCGCUGAAUUACCUGCGUCUCAACGGUUUGGAAGGAAAGCAUUGUUCAGUGAACCAAGUCUCGAAGUCGUUGACUGAAGGUCAUCGUAUACAAGGCCAACUGCCCGGCGAGGACACGUACGGAAUUAGCCCUGAACUCAACGGCAAUGGGGUUUCGCGUCAAUUGAGCUUUAAACAACCCAUCGUCCUCCCAUUCUCAACUGCCGACGAAUCCGGUAUCGCACGAAUCCUAGAAAUCUACCAGCACUACUUCCGAGCCCUCAAAUCAGACUAUCUCCGUCCCGAGGAGCAACAACGCUAUCUCCAAAAUCUCUCGUAUACACUAUCAACAAGACGAAGCGCGCUGCCAUGGAAGUCGUUUGUGGUAGUAGACUCUAUUGAGCAGCUUCAAGCGGAGGAGUUGGCCAAUCUGGCGUCAAAGCCGCAGAGGUCGUCUUCUGAGCCGUUGGUCAGUUUUGUGUUUACAGGUCAGGGGGCGCAGUGGUUUGCCAUGGGGAGAGAAUUGAGUUUGUAUUCGGCAUAUAGGGAGAGUUUGGAGAAGUCUGAGACAUACAUCAAGGGGCUUGGGUGUGAAUGGAAUCUUAUCGAUGAGCUAAACAGAGACAAAUCCCUCUCUCGCAUCAACGAACCCGAGUUCUCUCAACCACUUUGCACCGCCAUACAAAUCGCCUUGGUAGAUCUGUUAGCAAGCUGGAACAUCCGCCCAACAGCCGUUAUCGGUCAUUCAUCUGGCGAAAUCGCAGCAGCAUAUUCUGCUGGCGGACUUUCGCACAAAUCUGCAAUUCAGACGGCGUACUUCAAAGGGUUGCUAGUCUCAAAGCUGCUGCAUGAACAACCUAAUUCAGGUGCCAUGAUUUCAGUCGCACUUUCAGAGAGUGCAAUUCAGAAAUAUCUAGCGGAGAUAACAGAGCAAAUAGGCGAACCUCUUGUCGUCGGCUGCGUAAAUAGCCCCGAUAACGUUACCGUCACAGGUGGCACAAGGGCAGUCACGGAGCUCGCACAACGCAUGCAACAAGAGAACAUUUUUGGGAGAGUUAUUCCAACUGGGAUUGCGUAUCAUUCUUCCUUUAUGGACGCCAUCAGUGACGAAUACGCUUCCAAAUUAGGUGACCUAGAACCUAGAGAUAUGCACUCGGAAUCGCCUCGCUUCUUCUCUUCUGUUCAUGGCGUAGAGGUUCCCGUGCAGGACACAUGCACUUCAGGAUAUUGGGUCGACAACCUUGUCGGCCAAGUCAAAUUCUCAUCCGCAUUUGGAGAAAUGGUCUCACACCUCCUCGAGGAACGCAAAAAGGGUGGUAUAAACAAAAGCGGACGAGAUAUCAUGAUCGAAAUCGGACCUCAUGCCGCUCUCCAAAGACCCAUCAAGGACGUAAUCAAAGACAUCCCUGCUGCGAAGGAGAUUGAAUACAACUCAACUCUAGAGCGGAACGUGCAUGCCCUGAAAGCAAUGUGCGGUUUCGCAGGUCGGUUGCGGUCUAGUGGUGUUCCGAUUGAUCUCUUGCAUGUCAAUUUUCCGGAUGUUGCGUCUGCAGCGACGCAGGUGUUGACGGAUUUGCCUGCUUAUUCAUUCAAUCAUGACACAAAGUACUGGGUCGAAAGUCGACUUAGUCGCAAUUUCAGCAAUGUGAAUUUUCCAGCUGGUCUUCGCAUCCCUGAAAACACAGAUUCAGUCGAGGCUCAAGUCGUAUUUCAUCCUUCACAGCAGUCUGGCGGAGGUCUUCCGGACCAGUGUCGUGUACAUGAUUUCCAGAUCUUUGCUUAUUUCAGUGACGCGUGGCAUGAAUUGUGUUAUGGGACUAUUGAGAUUGAAGUCAGCCCGGGUUCUGACGGAAUCACAGCAGCAAAUACGGCGGACUCCAGUAGACGUUGGGAAAAUGUCAACUCCAAGGAAUUCUACGACACCAUCAAUGAGCACGGCAUGAGCUUUGGCCCUGCCUUCCAAGGUCUCCAGGACAUUCGCGUCUCGGAUCGACAGGCUACCGCACGCAUUGAACUCGAUAGAUGGCAUAAUACUCUUAACGAAAACAAUAAAUUCCCCCAUACACCCCAUGUCAUCCACCCCACAGACUUGGACGUCAUAUUCCAAUCGAGUAUAGCAUCCAUCAGCCAGGGAGGCCGCCAACCCAUUCCCGUCCUGAUUCCGACAAAGAUCCGAUCACUAUGGAUAUCGAAUGACUUGCUUACGCGCGGAUCUCGGAAUGUGCUCGAUAUACAUAAUCAGAUUGAUACGGAAGCGUACCGGGAGGCUGAAUUCUCGAUUGCAGUAUCCGAUGAGCAUAGAGGUAGAGCGCAGGUUCGUGUGGAUGGUCUUUCGCUCACGUUUGUCAAGGAUGCGAAGUGGAUGGAGAGGGCGGACGAGGAGGCGAGACGGACGUGUUGGUCGCUUGUAUGGAAACCGGAUCCGAGUCUGUUGACGAAAAAUGAUAUUGUCAGUCUGUCUUCAUCAAGUCUUAAUGAUGACGAGAAUUAUGGGCUUCUAGCUGCGGCGACUUUCGUAGAGCUGUUUGCACAUCAGAAUCCGCUUGUUGAGAUUAUAGAAGCGGGCGAUGUAUCUUUGGAGGCUUCGCGGAGCAUUCGAGAUCGGUUGAUGAAUUACGGCCUUAGUUCAGGUGAUGGCUAUGGUCUGCCUCUGUUCCGGAGAUACACGAUUACCAGGUCCGAUGACGCUGAAGAAGUGAAUGAUCAUGAGGGUCCUUUCUCCGACAGGGUCGACCGAAAGACUGACACAGAGGGCAAGGACGAAGAAGAGUCUGUCGACGGACUAUAUGACAUACUCAUCUGCAACAGCCGUAACUAUCUACUCGAUAAUUCACCGAAGUCACCGUACAAUUUGUUGAAAGAGCAUGGCAAAGUCUUGUGUCUCGAUUCAUUGGAGUCUUUCACCAAAGCAGACCUCGCGAAACUCACUGAUGCUGAGUCUAUUGCACUGUCCACUUCUAAGCCCAAUGGUACGAAUGGUACAACAUCUAGCGACAAUACAGUAAUCAUAGUGAUCCAUCCCCAUUCUGUCUUACAGAAAGAUGUCGCAGGUUUAAUCCAAACACGACUUUCGGCAAUACCGACUAGCAUCGUCCCACUUGAUAGCAUUGAUGUCCAGCAGUAUAAGGGAUCUCAUUACGUAUCUUUACUCGAACUUGACGCCUCUUUCUUCUCUGAUGUCAAUGACGAACAAUGGUCCAUCUUCAAGAGCUUACUAUCCACAGCAAAAUCCUUGCUUUGGGUAACAAAAGACCAGACGCCAGAUAAGGAUCUUGUUUCUGGUCUAGGUAGAGUGAUUCGGUCCGAAUACCUUGAUUUACGCUUCGUUGAAUUGGCCUUAGAGCCAUCGACCUCAAUCGACAAAACUGCCGGUCAUAUUGACUCAGUGCUACUCAAAACACUUCAUAUUGCAGACGAUGCCGUAGAUUUCGACUCGGAAUAUCGCGAGAAAGAUGGCAGGUUAUGCAUCGGUCGUGUUCGUGAAGCUACGAGCGUAAAUGCCACGAUUCGAAAUAUGACGAGCCCAUCGCGUCCCAAACAGCAAAAAUUCGGUGCCGAGCCUGAACGAGCAUUGAGUCUCUCAAUUGCUUCACCGGGACUAUUGAACAGUCUGCAUUUCGAGGAUGAUCCAGAUUAUGACUUAGCCCUAGCACCUACAGAGGUAGAGAUCGAGGUUCGUACGGCAGGCAUGAAUUUCAAGGAUAUUCUUAUUGCUAUGGGGCAGAUUUCUGGUAACAGGCUUGGGUUUGAAUGUGCUGGGAUUGUCAGUCGUGCCGGCAGUGAGGCUGGCUUUGCACCUGGUCAACGAGUCGCUUGCUGCACGCUCAGUGGGGCCUACAAGACUUUUGUUCGAGCGGAUGCCAGCUGGGUUUUCGAUUUGCCAGAUCACAUCCCUUUUGCAGACGCUGCCGGUAUACCGUUAGUGUUUGCUACAGCUUAUUACUCGCUUGUCGAGGUCGCUCGAUUAUCAGAAGGCGAGACUGUACUGAUUCAUUCCGGUGCUGGAGGAGUCGGGCAAGCAGCUAUUCAAAUCGCACAGCGGCAUAGAGCUCGAAUUUUCACCACUGUCGGAUCUGCAGAAAAGAGACAGCUCUUACAAGACUUGUACGGCAUMCCCCMAAGCCAUAUUUUCAACAGUCGUGAUACCAGUUUCGCGCAGCAAGUGAAAUCCCAUUGUCCCUCUGGAGUCGAUGUCGUCCUCAACUCGUUGAGAGGUGAGCUGCAAGAGGCCUCAUGGAAAUGUAUCGCGCCACUUGGCCGUUUCGUUGACGUCGGGAAAGCGGACUUUGAAUCAUCACGCAAGGGAUUAAAUAUGAAGCCUUUCCUCACCAAUGUAUCCUUUUCUAGUGUCGAUUUAUCAGUUGUCAUGCGUAAUGCAAAACCAACCAUGACAAGAAUCAUGAACGCCUUGAAGGGCUAUCUGACUGAUUCUGUGCCAGCCAAAUCUCCUCAGCCCCUCCAAGUUUAUCAGAUUGAAAAUCUUCAGGAUGCUUUCCGGCAGAUGGCCAGCGGAAAGAGUAGUGGCAAGAUUGUGGUAGAUUUGAGUCCGUCUGAUGAAGUACCGGUUCUCCCGAGCAGGAAGUCGCGCUAUAAUUUCCACCCUGGUGCAACCUACGUGAUUGCAGGCGGUCUUGGUGGACUCGGUCGAACCCUUGUCGAUUGGAUGAUCGAACGAAAAGCGAGAAACUUCAUAUUGUUGUCUCGAUCAGGAAGCGAAAAUAAUGAAGCGGCACGGAAGAUGAUUGAGACUUAUGCCACUCAAGGUAUUGUAAUCAAAGCUCCCAUGUGCGAUGUUGCGAACGAGCAGGUUGUACGACAAGUCUUCGAAGAUCUUGCUCAAACCAUGCCUCCGAUCAAAGGCUGUAUCCAAGGAUCUAUGGUGCUUCGUGACGGCCUCCUGGAUUCAAUGUCCACUGUAGAUUGGAAUGCUGUCCUCCGUCCUAAAACACAGGGCACUCUCAACCUUUCUACUCACUUGCCAUCCGACAUGGACUUCUUCGUACUACUAUCGUCCAUCAGCGCUAUAUCUGGUUCACGCUGUCAAGCAAACUAUUCAGCAGCCAACUCUUUCAUGGACGCGCUGGCACGCAAGCUCGCAGCGGAAGGCCGGCGAUGUCUAAGUCUAAACCUGGGUGUGAUCAAGGACGUCGGCAUUGCCGCACAGCUCGGAACAAAUGCCGCUCUUCGUCGGGACGGGUUUGAAGGUUUGAGUACGCCUGAACUACUUGCUUUACUGGACUAUGCAUGUGAUCCGGACUGUUCUCGCGCUAUCGAUCCGCAGCGUGCACAGUUAAUUGCCGGUCUUGGUGGUGCGAUGACGCUGCUCCCCGAGCAUUUUGAGAGCGUUUACUGGACUGGGCGACCUAUCUUCCGACAGUUGCAAGAAGUCAAUCGGAUCACCUUCCAGGAUGCGCACGGUAGUGGCAAGUCAGACUCAAAGGAGGAGAGCUACGGACGGCUUUUCAUCAAGGCAGCGGACGAAUCAGCGGCGGCCGAGGUUGCGCUCAAGGGUCUCGUCGCAAAGCUAGCUAGUCUGCUGAACGUGCCGGUGACGGAUAUUGAGGUGCGUAAGCCUUUGCAUAGCUUCGGUAUUGACUCUCUUGUAUCGCUUGAGAUUCGAUACUGGAUUUCGAAGGAGCUCAAGGCGGAGGUUAGUAUUUUUGAUAUCAUGCAAGCUAGCGGACUGGCGGAAUUGGCGGGRGKGGKGGUAGAAAAGAGUGAGCUGAGGAAAUAG
Talaromyces amestolkiae is the source of this 7077-nucleotide messenger RNA. RefSeq lists its product as uncharacterized. The transcript is spliced from 8 exons. Gene Ontology annotation, molecular function: oxidoreductase activity; fatty acid synthase activity; phosphopantetheine binding. NCBI's taxonomy places the organism in Eukaryota, Fungi, Ascomycota, Eurotiomycetes, Eurotiales, Trichocomaceae. Gene Ontology annotation, biological process: fatty acid biosynthetic process; secondary metabolite biosynthetic process. The coding region runs from base 1 to 7077 and encodes 2358 amino acids. The record is from RefSeq and is a predicted model, not a curated record.